AUGGCAAAUGAUAAAUCGAGGCAUGGAGACAAUCCCCCCGGAUCUCCUUCACUAUUACAAUGGUUUGAUGAAAUUGAAAAAAAUGAAGCUGCUACGUUCAGGGGGCCUGUUAACAGUACUAAUACUGUUGGAGCUGAUCGUAGAACUGUGCCAGAUCCGCUAGUGCCAUGUUUUCCUCUUCCUGGGACAGAAGGAAUGUCUAACCCUUAUGCUAAGAAAAUGCCACUUAAUUUGAUGAACGAUUUCACUACAUCCAGUAACUCUCAGAAUCCUGUGCCUGCCGAUAGUUCUGUAUACGGGAAGGGUCUUUUACCAAUUUCAGAUUCAGAUUUUCUCUUUUGUGAAGGGAAUACUGACUUUGGUUAUUCAGUGACUCCUCAUAGUGUGAUCGAUGCUUCCUCCAAAAUCUGCGAUCUUCAAAACCCUUAUGUUGAUAGGGAAUUGGUAUCUGCUACAGGUUCAGCUGCAGCCGUAAAUAGUAUUCAGCAGCAUGGAGAUUUAGAUAGUAAUACGAGCAGGCCUCAGCUAAUUGAUAACUUCACUAGUGAUGGAGAUAUCACCCCUAUGUCAUGGCCCACAUUAGAUGGGAGCUGCCUAACCCUUGGAAUUGGGUGCAAGCCAAAUGAUUUAUCGGUAAGAAAUGUUGGUUUCGACUCUGAAAGGGAUGUCCUUCCUCGAUUGAACAUAUUUCACAGUCAAAACACCAACAGAAGUUUGCACCUUUCCCCUGACGUACCGACCAGAUUUUCUUCUGCUCAGAACAGUAUGCAGCAAAUUGAGAAACAGCAGCAAUUUCUUGUGCCGGGAAACAUAAAUGUUGAAGGGAACUGCGACGAAAGAUCCUUUUAUUUUGAUGCUAAUAACGGUACUCAGAGCUACCCAGCUGUUCCUAUUCUACCAUUUGAUAAUAGGCUAGCUAGGCUGCCUGAUUCUGGAUUGAGCAAGGUGAAUGAGUUGUCGUUGUCAUCGUGGUUGAAUAUGAGUACUUCUCUACCACUGUCUGACCAAUCACAGAAGCAUCAAAUGGAAUCAGGCACAAGAAACACUUCCAUGCACAAUCAAUCUGGGAAGCUUUUCACAGCUAAUGAGGGUGUUGCUGCACACGUUGCUGAAAGAGGUCUUUUUCCAGAAGAAUUCAGGUUCAGCCAGCUAGCUAGUAAUCCUCAUCAAUCUGAAGUCGCUAGUGCUCUUCUUUCUUCUACAAACCUUCCUGGAUCUGUGAUAACCGGUCAAGAAAUGCCAAACACCAAAUUUAAUAGGGCUGUUCAACCUUCUACAGCUCUUUUUGGAACAUCUGUUAAGAGGGCUGCAGCAGAAACACUCACAGCUACUUCACAUGCUGAAGCCAGUAAGACAAGAAGAACUCAAUCUUCGACUGGUCUGUCUGUAGAAGCUCCAUUCCCGGAAGUUUCUUCACUCAAAGUUUCAUCCCAUGAUGCUUCUUUUGCAAGUCGAGAUCGCACUUCUCCCUCUCUCCUACACCAGGCCAAAAGCACCACACUGAACAAACCCCAAUCCCAGAUGAGGUCUGUUCUUCCCCCCGAAGUUAAAGGUCUCUCAUCCCUGAUCCGGGAUGCUCCCUCUCGCCCACUCCAAGCCAGAAGUGCUCCAUUAUUGCCACCCUCACCCUGGACUGCUUCAUCUCUCCCACCCCAAGUCAGAAGUAUUCCAUCACUCUCAUCGCUAUCCCAAACUUAUCCCUCACUCCCACUCCAAGCUAAAAGCAUUCCAUUUAUCCAAUCCCUGUCCCAGACUACAUCUCUUGCACCUCAAGUCGACAUUUCAUCACUUCCAUCCCUAUCCCAUACUUCUUCUAUUCAGACCCAAGCCAUGAGUAUACCCUCAUUACCAACCACAACUUCUUAUAUACCAACCAAAUCCAGAGGGAAUGAAUUACUUCAACACCAAGCUCAGAUGGCUCACUUCCUCUUACCUCAAGCCCAAACUACUACAUCACUCCCAUUUUCAUAUAUGACUGUUCCAUCUCUCCUACCCAUCGCCAAUACUACAUCACCCCCAACUUUAUCCCAGAAUUGUCCCUCUUGGCCACUGCAGCCCCAAAAUGCUUCUUCACUUCCAUCACAACACACAAUUGGUCGACCACUGCCACCAAAAUCCUUGAGAAGUUCACCCCUUCCACAAAAACCUCGGACUGCUUUGCCACCCAGAUCUCAAAUUGCUUCAUCACUCUCAUCAAACUUUAGUGUUCCAUCAGCACUUCUUCCCCAAUCUCAGACUGCUUCCCCAGUUCCACGGAAAUGUAUUGCUCCACCUUCCUCAACUGCACCCCCCACUACAGAACCAGUCACACAAAAAGUUAACGUUCGACCUCUGCCACCUCAACGCCAGACUGAUCCAGUAUUUCAUAUAAAAUGGAAUGCUGAUGAUGAAACUCAACUGAUUGGGCACAAAUGCUUGAUAUGCAAGAGGGAUCUUGCCUUCACACCAGAAGGCCCUGUUUCUGUGCCACCUAUUGCACCAAUGGUUGCUGUUCUACCGUGUGGGCACACCUUCCAUGACCAUUGCUUGCACCUCAUCACCCCGAAAGAUGAAGUUAAAAGUCCUCCAUGCAUUCCUUGCGCCAUUGGCGAGAGUUGA
Molecule: messenger RNA, 2598 nt
Organism: Fragaria vesca subsp. vesca
Lineage: Eukaryota; Viridiplantae; Streptophyta; Magnoliopsida; Rosales; Rosaceae
Exons: 6
Coding region: 1-2598 (865 amino acids)
Source: RefSeq, a predicted model, not a curated record